GGAAAACGUGACAUGUCACUAAGCCCAAUACAUUCUAGCCUUGUUCAGUUGCGGCCCUUCCCAUAGUUGACCUCACUACUAUCAUCGGAAUCACCACCGUCUAACCUCCAAUCAACCCUCCGGUACAAUUUCAGUCAUAUCCCACAGCACAAAUUCACAAUGUCUUGGUUAGGAAAGAAGUUCCCUGCGCCUGUCGCAAAGCCAAUGGCUCCUUUCUUCGUUGCUGUAUAUCGCGAAAUGCAAAGGUCGAAAGCAUCUGCAACUGUGGAGGAGCGGAACGGCUGGAGCCUGAACUAUGGGCUAAUAUUACUUGGGGAAUUAGGUGCCGUCAUUAUGUACGGAAUCAACUCUGCUGCUACCGCAAUGGCCAACAGCGAGGAGUUCAAGAACGAUCCUAGAAACCCAAACGCAAAGACCCCAAAGCCAGCCGACAAACACUAAAUGGGAGAAAUGUCUGAUAGGGGGCAUGAUGAAUGGGAACUUGCAUAGAUCGAACCUAUGAUAGAUCGGCUGAACGGAGCGUCGUUCCCAUUAUGGAUGAUAUGUAAAUUAGGAGACAAUGAAAUCAUCUGGUGUCCUAUAAAUGAAGAUCCUGCACUGUGAACUAUCAUGCAGGUUUGA
Molecule: messenger RNA, 621 nt
Organism: Botrytis deweyae
Lineage: Eukaryota; Fungi; Ascomycota; Leotiomycetes; Helotiales; Sclerotiniaceae
Exons: 4
Coding region: 160-441 (93 amino acids)
Biological process (GO): proton motive force-driven ATP synthesis
Molecular function (GO): proton transmembrane transporter activity
Source: RefSeq, a predicted model, not a curated record